Triticum turgidum subsp. durum (durum wheat) is the source of this 1047-nucleotide messenger RNA. The record is from the annotation of a GenBank genome assembly. NCBI's taxonomy places the organism in Eukaryota, Viridiplantae, Streptophyta, Magnoliopsida, Poales, Poaceae.
AUGGGGAGGAUACCGUCUCUGAAGAACUUCAAUGCGUUCCCGCACGCCGAAGACCACCUGCUGAAGAAGACUUACUCGGGUGCUAUAGUGACGAUUCUCGGGCUAAUUGUUAUGGUUACACUUUUCGCGCAUGAGCUCACGUUUUACCUUACAACCUAUACGAUGCAUCAGAUGUCUGUAGAUCUGAAACGAGGAGAAACUCUACCAAUUCAUAUAAAUGUAUCAUUUCCUUCUUUACCAUGUGAAGUCUUGAGUGUGGAUGCAAUCGACAUGUCCGGCAAACAUGAGGUUGACUUGCAUACAAAUAUCUGGAAGCUUCGUUUGGAUAAGUAUGGCCAUAUCAUUGGUACUGAGUACUUGUCUGAUCUAGUUGAAAAGGAGCAUGGAACUCAUGAUCAUGACCAUGGCCAUGAGCAUGAUGUAGAAAAGAAGCCUGAGCACACCUUCAAUGAAGAUGCAGAUAAAAUGAUUAAGAGUGUCAAACUUGCAAUGGAAAAUGGCGAAGGAUGCCGAGUGUAUGGUGCUUUGGACGUGCAGAGGGUUGCUGGCAACUUCCAUAUAUCGGUGCAUGGUUUAAAUAUUUUUGUUGCAAAUCAGAUUUUUGAUGGGUCAAGCCAUGUCAAUGUUAGCCAUGUUAUCCAUCGACUGUCCUUUGGUCCAGAAUACCCUGGAAUUCAUAAUCCACUUGAUGAUACUUCAAGGAUACUGCACGACACAAGUGGGACAUUCAAAUACUAUAUCAAGGUUGUUCCAACCGAGUACAGAUACCUCUCAAAGGGAGUGUUGCCAACAAAUCAGUUUUCCGUGACAGAGUAUUUUGUUCCCAUUCGCCCAACUGAUAGGUCCUGGCCAGCCGUUUACUUCCUGUAUGAUCUCUCACCAAUCACAGUCACCAUCAGAGAAGAAAGACGUAACUUCCUACAUUUCAUAACUCGCCUUUGUGCAGUUCUUGGGGGUACAUUUGCAAUGACAGGAAUGCUUGACCGGUGGAUGUACAGGAUCAUCGAGUCUAUCUCGAGCUCAAAACCUAGAAGUGGGAUGCGGUAA